UCGCUCUCCUUCCUCUCUCUCACUAAAGAUAAAAUUUUACCACUCCUACUUCUCUCACUGCACUCACAGCAUACUACGAUCAACCAAUCCGGUGCGCUGACAGCAUUCUCGUCGUCUUUUUUUCUCUCUUCUCCAAAUCUCAAAUCAAAAAAGAAGCCGUUGGAAGCUGCGGGAUAAUCUCGACUUGUUCCACAAAUUUGUAUCAAUUUGUAACAUCUCGUCUUACAGAGCGGUUGGUCUUCUCCCGCGAACUAAUCAGUGGUGUCGGUUUGAACUUUACAUAAAAAUGACAGAUCAGGAAAUCAAGCACCUGCGGACGCCCAAAUGUGCCCGUUGCCGCAAUCACGGCGUAAUUUCCUGCCUCCGAGGGCACAAAAAGUUGUGCAGGUGGCGCGAGUGUUGCUGCCAGAGCUGUUUGCUCGUGGUGCAACGUCAACGGAUUAUGGCGGCACAGGUGGCGCUGCGAAGACAGCAGCAACAGCAAGCUGGCAGCACUGCUGGUGGUGCCGGAAGUGGUCAAGGAAGCAAUGAUGGUGGGGCUGCUAGUGUUAGUGGAAAAGUGUUGAACAUGGAAGAGCUGAUCAUUCAGAAGCAGAUUUACAGCCAGCAGUUGAAGGGGGUGCAGAAAUCGAAGCAGGCUAGCAGGAAUAUGCUUUAUGAUUCCCGCACCCGGUUCGCGCCCUUCUUCGAGUCCCCGCUGACGGAGCGAAUCCGCAAGCGACGUGCCUUCGCCGACAGCCACCUCAUGAGUGCUCCGAUUCUGGUGAAACUUCCCAGCCCGCCUCCAGCCGCUCCUCCGCUGGUGGUGGUUCCCUUCAAACCGGUGAUGCUGCCCCCGUUGGAGUUUGUCCAGCAGAGUCUGAUCGAGCAGCACCUGCGGCGGAUUGGCACCGGUUCCGAGCUGCCCUCGAAACCGAAGCUUUCUUUUUCGAUAGAAUCUAUUAUUGGGGUUAAGUAAGGGAAGGGAGUUUCUUUCCAACCGAAUCAAGAACCAGUGACGUAAUUUGUUAAACUUUGUCUUUUUUAUAUUUCUACUCAUGUGUACAUAGCUUUGUUCUGUUAAAUAAAAUAAACUCAUAAAUCGUGUUUAAUAAUAUAGUUUGUAAAAAUAAUAAAACAAUGAGAUUAUUUUGCUACAUAAUUAUAAUGUCUUUUAAUAAGUUGCUUUUAGAUUCCCGCUAAAAUUAAAACAAUUCAUCACUACCAAAAGAGAUACCACAAAACAAUAC
Culex pipiens pallens (northern house mosquito) is the source of this 1229-nucleotide messenger RNA. It is a transcript of the gene dmrt11E, whose product is annotated as doublesex- and mab-3-related transcription factor 2. The record is from RefSeq and is a predicted model, not a curated record. NCBI's taxonomy places the organism in Eukaryota, Metazoa, Arthropoda, Insecta, Diptera, Culicidae. Bases 287 to 958 code for a protein of 223 amino acids. Gene Ontology annotation, molecular function: DNA-binding transcription factor activity, RNA polymerase II-specific; RNA polymerase II cis-regulatory region sequence-specific DNA binding. The transcript is spliced from 2 exons. Gene Ontology annotation, biological process: regulation of transcription by RNA polymerase II; sex differentiation. Gene Ontology annotation, cellular component: nucleus.